CUUUUUUCGAUAAUCUUAAUCAAAAAAAAAAAAAAUGAUAAUUCGUAAGGAAAUGUUGCUGUUUAUCGCAAUUUUCAUACAAAUAAAUACUUUAUGUUUUUCUAAAAACUUAAAUCCUCAUGUAAAUACCGACGUAUCCUUGACGAUAAUAAAUGACUUUAUAAAGCCAAAUUAUGAUAAACUUUUUAUCAUUGUAGCUGAGGAUAUGAAUGAUAGUAUUAAAUUAGCUGAAUUUUUGAGUAACAAUAAUAGAUUAUUACCUGAGGAAAAAGGAAAUUUAUCUUCUCAAGAAAAAUUCAUUUACAACGAUAUUAAGCAACAUUAUUAUUUAUAUUACAAUAAGGAGAGAUAUAUUUUUGUUUAUCCUCGAAAUGUUAAAAAUGAAUUAUUAUCAAAUUAUUUAAUAAAAAGAACUUUAAAAUCGGCGGAUGAAAUAAAAAUUGCCGUAACAUGCUCAGAGGAAAUUAAAAAAGACACCUUUAAUUCAAUGUUAAGUAAUGUAUUAAAAAUUUUAGAAAUUGAUAUUUUAAAUCACUACACUGAACUUAAUGGAAAAAUUAUUUUUCUUCCAUUAAGUAUAAAAGAGCCAAGUAAAUAUAUAAUUGAUAUAAAUAAAUUAGAAAAUUAUUUUUAUGAGAAAUUUUCCAAAUUUGGAAAUUCUUCAAAUAUUGCUGCAUUGCUUAUGAAUAUUGAUGGUGAUUUUAUAAAAUUAACUGAUAAAGAGCAAUUGGAAUAUUUAUUAAUAGCACCAUUUCUUGAGAGACAUGUAAAAAAUUUAACUUUUGAAAUGUUUAUUUUAUCUAAAAAUCCACAAAGAAUUCUUCAAUCUAAUUAUAUAUCAACGAGUAAUAAUUUUUUAAAAAUUCAUACCACUAUAACUGAUGAGAAUUUGAAAUUAUUAAAUAAUAAAUUCGAUUUAUUGAAAACUAAUUUAAAUGAAUCAUCUUCAAUGGAUAUAUCAUCACCAAAGGGUGUAUUAAUUUAUUUAAAUUUAAUAAAGGAAUUUUAUAAAAAAACAUCAACAAAUGAACCUAAAUACGAUUUACUAAUUGAAAAAUUUAUUGACAAUAAUUUUUGUGAUAAAGAAGAACAUGAAAUUGUUCGAUUAAUUUGUUUUAUGAAAUAUAUUGGUGAUGAUACCUAUAGUAAGGCAUUAAAAUUCAUCAGUGAAUCAGAUUUAAAAGUUGAUUAUUUGCAAGGAGAAGAAGAAUGGUUCAAUAAUUUGAUAACAAUGUAUAAAAAUGAAAUAAAUAAAAAUGAAAUUCAAAUAUCAUAUAAAUUAUAUGAGGAAAUAUCGAAAAUUGAUGGAGAAAAGCAAGAGAUAUUGAAACAAGUAUUUUUUACCGUUAACAAUUUAUUUAAUUCAAAACUAUUUCAUUUAUGCUCUCCAUUAGAUAAUGGAACAUAUAAAUUACACAUUAAAGGAAAAUUAUUAAUCUUCAGUCAAAUUUUAUAUAAAAAUUAUUGUCCUGGUAAAGUGACAUGGAUAGAACUAUUGGCAUUGGAAAAAAUAAUUAUCAAUGAAGAUUUAAUUAGUAAUGAAAUCAAGAAAGUCAUUAUAAUUGCACCAAUUUGGGAAAUUAUUCAAAAUAGAAUUAUAAAUUUAGAUGGUGCUUCUGAAUAUAAUAAUUUGGGACUCCAAUAUAAUAGAAAACAAGAUAGUUAUCAGCGUUUUGAUGGUUUAUCUGGGGUACAAGGAAAAAAUGGUGGAUCAUUUUAUGGAAUAGUUGAUACUGUAAUUAAUGGUGAAAAUUUUUAUAUUUCCUGUAAUGGUGGUAGAGGAGGGAAUGGAAGAGACGGUUUAGAUGGAAUGCAAGUUGUAAUUGAUGAUACGAAAAAUUUGAGUUUACUUCAGGUUGGUAUUGGGGGCAACGGUGGAAAAGGUGGAAUAUCCGGUGAUGUUAAAAUUUUCCACGUAAAUAAUUCAAAUACUUUAAAUAUUAAUAUAUCAACAGUAAAUGGUGUUGAUGGUAAAUCUGGAUUUAAUGGAACAUUUCAAGUGGGUGAUUUUCAAAGUUUUCAGCAUCCACAACUUUAUGUUGAACAUUUGAGAAAACUUAGAACAUUUAAAAUUGACAAAGAUGUUAACAAUAAACAAAAUGAAUUAGAUGAUUUUUCUGUUACUGUUGCUGAUUAUAGAAAAUAUAUUAUGAAUAAUAUUUUAAAAAAUAGUACAAUUAGACAAGCAAAUAUGUAUAGACAACUCAAUAAUAAUUUGUUGUUUUUAAAAAAUCUUACAACAUUAGAUUUUGUUCAGGAAUUAUAUAAUUUGGAAUAUUAUUAUUCUGUGGAAUUAAAUAAAUCUAUUUUAAUGAUUAUGUACGAGGGUUAUCAAGAGGGAAUUGAAUUAUAUAAAAGUGAAACAGAAAUUAAUCAACAAUCUAAUGAUUAUAAGACAAUAAUUUCUAAAUUAGAGGAUAUGGCUUUGAAAAAAAUUAAUGAAUUUGAUUUAAAUUCAAAUGAUCAAGCUGUUGUUAAAAUUGAUCUCUACUUGGAACAAAGUAUCGAUGAUGGUGAAAAAUUACAUCAUUUUCAAAUUCGCAGAAAAUUCCAAAAAAUUGGCGAUAAUUUUAGAAAAAUUUUCGAAAAUGAAAUUAAAAAUGCUAAAGAUUUAAUUGAUUAUAAAUUAAAAGCUUAUAUAGAUGAUAGAAUUAAUAAUUUAAAUCAAGAAAUUGAAAAAUUAAUUAAAGAAGUUGAUGAUAUGAUAGUGAAGAAGCAAGAAGAUCUUGCAAAGUUAAAGGAAAAAAAGGAGGAACUUAAGAGAAAAAUGAUCUUAAGGACUUUUUUCACAAUUUUUCAAUUUGUUCUUUUUGGAUUGUCAUUUGUAAAUCCUGUUUGUGCAGUUGUUGCCAGUGUAAUAUCACAAGGUGCAUCUUUGGCUGAAGAUAAAUUAUUAGAUUCUGGUGAUACAAUAAAGUACAAUGAAAUUAAAUUACCAGAUGCAGUUAAUAAAUUUGUUAACAAAUCAACUACAUAUUAUAAUAAUAGAACAAAAAAUGAUUUAAAAAUUGUUGAAGAUAAAUUAAAGGAAUUAAGGGAAAAGAAAGAUCAAUUAAAAUUAUCAGCUGAUGAGGCAAAACCAUUAAUUGAUAUUGAUAAAGAAGUACAUGAUCAAUGUCUAUCAAAAUCAGAACCAGAAUUAGAUCGACAGAAUUGUAUGUUAACAAUUUUAGAAAAUAAAGAAAAUGAAUUGACACAAAAGAAUGUGAAGAAAAAUAAAAAUUACGAAAGAUCAUUAAAAAUUAUGAAAGGAGCAAAAAUUACAUUAGAUGUUGUUAAUUUAGGUAUAGGAAGAUAUAAUAAACAUGCAAAAGAUGUAGCUGAAAUGAAUCAAAUUGAUAAACAAAUUAAAGAACAGGAGAAUGAUAUUAAAAAAUUGGAAGAAUUUAAAAAAAGUGUUCAUAAUGAUUUAGGACCACAAAUUGAACGUAUUCGAAAGGAUUUACAUAAAAGUUCUGAUAAAUUUGCAAUAUCAUCAAGAGCACUACUUGAAUAUCAACAAUUUCAAAUGGAUGAUUAUUUAACUGGUGUUUCAAAAGAAUUGACCAAAUGGACUAAAGAAUUUAAAGUGGGUACUGAAGUUAUGGAAAUAUUGGAAAAAAUUAAAAAUGCUAUGGGUGCUAUUAUUAAAAUGCAUGUUCGAAUUAAAGAAUUUAAAACUGAAAUAAAACGUGCUGAUUUUUCAAAAGAUUUGGCAAUUGUACCUUAUGAUAUUCCAAAUAUAAAUGAUUUUCAACUUAUUGAAGAUAUUACAAAGCUAGAGGAGAUACAUUAUUCAAAUCGUAUUAUUGAUGAUUAUGAUAAGUUAAUAAUUGCAAUGAAAGGUUAUACAUAUCCAUAUAUUAGAGAAUUCGCCGAAUUCAUGACAAAUCCUCAUAAUUUAUUUGAAAAUGGUCUUAGAAAAGCAAGUAUUAUUUUUGAAAAAAUGAAAAGUUUAAACAUCUUUUUAAACAAAAAAAGUGCACAAGGUCCAUUAUUUAAAAAAAUCAAGGAAUGCAAAUUUGGAAAUGGUGGAACUAAACCUGCAUUUUAUAAAUGGAAUAACAAGGAGUAUUCAUCAAUAAUUGAAGAUUUUCUCAAAGGAAAAGAAAUUAAAUUAUUUGCUAAUAUUUCAAAAACAGAACGUUUAAAUGCAUUAAAAUUUGAAGAAGUAAAAUUUUUACUUACUUCCACAGAUGUUAAAAUUAAUGACGAAUUACAAAAUGCUUUAAAUGAAUAUGAAAUAUUUUAUGAUCACAAUGGUGAUUCUUACUAUAGAUGUGAUGAUAAAAUACAUUUAAUUAAAUCCGGUUCUUUUGGCACAUUAUUUUCAAAUGACAAUACAUUAAGAAAAAGACGUUCUAAUUUUGAUAAUAAUGAUUAUAUUUUGAGUCCUUUUGCUACGUGGACAGUACGUCUUUAUUCUGAUAAUGAUAAACAUGAUUUUACAUCGUUGGCUAAAUUUAUUGAUAAUGUUGAUAUUGAAUUAGUUGGUGAUGGUCAAUUUAUGCCAGCUGAUGAAAAAACUUGUACUAAUUAUUUUUUGAAUGCUUAUAGCAAAGAAUUGCAAUUAGUAUAGUAAUUUGUAAAUGGGGCCCAGAAUAUUUUUAAUGAAAAAAAGGUUUCUAUUAGGUCAAAUUACAGCAAAUUUUAUCUAUUUUUUUUUCAUGCCGUAUGGCACUUUUUAAUUAUUUAAUAUGGAGGGCCACAAAAGUAAAAAAAAACUGCAUUAUCAGCAAGAAAUAUGAAAUUAUCUCUUGAAAUAUGAUAUUAAAACGAGUGUAUUAUUAUAAUAAUUUAUUUUUAAAAGAAAAUACAAACAUUACAGUCUCUGAUGACAGUCACUUGACAGCCUCUGGAGAGAAAAGUCUAUUAUUUUUGUCAAAAUUUUUGUAAAUUGUCCGAAUUUGCUUAAAAUUUUUGAUAUCCUUAAAAUGCUCGUGAAAAUUACUACUUGGGGGUUUUCGAGGUCGCUGAUUACGAAUCCGGUGUUAGUUUUCAAAAAUUCAAAAUGGCGGAUUCAAUAUGGCGGACCAAAAAAUGAAAAAUCGUGUAGAUUCGAUUGAAACUUGUUACACGGGGGUUUUUGGAGUCGCUGAUGACGAAUCCGGUGUUAGUUUUCAAAAAUUCAAAAUGGCGGAUCCAAUAUGAUGGACAAAAAUUAAAAAAUCGUUUAGAUUCGCCUGAAACUUGUUACUCGGGGGUUUUUGGGGUCGCUGAAUACAAAUCCGUUAUUAGAUUUUAAAAAUUCAAAAUGGCAGACUUAAAAUAGUAGCCCAAAAUUUAAAUAAUUGAGUUAAACCCGUGAAAUUGUUUACUCGGGAGUUUUCGGGGUCACUGAUUACGAAUCUGCGGGUAAUUUUUAAAAAUUCUAAAUGGCUGACCAAAAAUCCAAAAAAUUGAGCUAAACUCGUUAAAAUGUCUACCUAAGGGUUUUUCAGGACAAUCUUUACGAAUUCAUUGUUACUUUUUAAAAAAUCAAAAUAGUGAAUUUAAAAUGGUGGACCAAAACAUAAAAAAUUGAUCUAACUUUUUUAUAUAGAACGUAAAAAGGUGCCAUUUGAACUAAUCAAAUACAACGCCAGAUAACUUUUUAUGGAAAUUACGUGAGGAUUAUUUAAUUAAUAAUCACAAGACUAGCUUAAUUUUUUAAUUCUAUCCGCCAUUUUGAAUUUUAAAUAGAGAUUUGUCAUCAACCAUUCAAAAAAUUUUUAAAACUGACAUCGGAUUUGUAAUCAGCGACCAAAAAAACCCCUAUGUAGACAUUUUUACGAAAUUAGCUCCAUUUUUUAAAUGUUUGGUCCGCCAUUUUGAAUCCGCCAUUUAUUAUUUUUAAAAACUGACAUCAAAUUUGUAACCAGCGACCUCGAAAACCCCCAAGUAGUACAUUUCACGAGUCUAGCUCAAUUUUUAAUUUUAUCCGCCAUAUUUAAUCCGCCAUUUUAAAUUUUUGAAUUUUGAAUGGAGAUACGUUAUCACAGUUUGUAAGUAAACUAUGUUGUGGUUAUUUUUAUCGUCAUAUGUGAAGCUUGAAUGUUUUGAAUUUUGCGUACAACUCUUCCAGGUUGAAGAUUAUUAAAUAAGCUUUUAUACGUUUUCGUUUUCUGUGCAUUUGCAACAUUAACGUAUAUUUAUUACCUUUCUUUGAGACAUUAAUCUACUGUUCGUGACUCUCGUAAAAGUUGACUAUAUUUUAUGAACAGUUUUGAAGAGAAAAAUUCUACCUAAUUUUUGUAAUUAUUAUUGUUAUUUGUAAUUACUUCUAAUCUUUUUAAUUAUAAAUGUAACUUAUAUGUUAAACAUUUUUUUCAUUCGUGCUGACAUUGCAGUUUUUUUUUGACUUUUGUGGCCCUCCAUAUUAAAUAUUUAAAAAGUGCCAUACGAAAUGAAAAAAUAGAUAAAAUUUUGCUGUAAUUUGAUCUAAUAGAAACCUUUUUUUCAUUAAAAAUAUUCUGGGCGGGUGUGUCUUAUUGACAAAGAAUGCCUCAAAUUUAUAUUUUCUUUAAUGUUUUAAUCUACGUGAAAAUAAAAUUUAACUUACAUGGUAAAAAAAACCGUGUAAUUGUAUAAGUUUUAAAAUUUUCCUACAUGUGACAAUUAUAUUGUAAUUUUUUUGAAAUAUGAAAUAAAUCCUUUAUAAUGUA
Molecule: messenger RNA, 6623 nt
Organism: Leptopilina boulardi
Lineage: Eukaryota; Metazoa; Arthropoda; Insecta; Hymenoptera; Figitidae
Exons: 3
Coding region: 35-4558 (1507 amino acids)
Source: RefSeq, a predicted model, not a curated record